Sitodiplosis mosellana (orange wheat blossom midge) is the source of this 9645-nucleotide messenger RNA. RefSeq lists its product as uncharacterized. NCBI's taxonomy places the organism in Eukaryota, Metazoa, Arthropoda, Insecta, Diptera, Cecidomyiidae. Gene Ontology annotation, molecular function: protein binding. The record is from RefSeq and is a predicted model, not a curated record. The transcript has 16 exons. Bases 1514 to 8965 code for a protein of 2483 amino acids.
GAAGCAAAAAUAGGAGCUAAAAACAGAGUAAAAAAUGGGGCAAAAUAGUUGGUAUGAAAACGGAAACGAUCAAUACAACAAUAGCCGUGUGCGUAUAUGUAUACGCUCUCCACUACACCACAACAUACAGCAUACGCAUACACACACAGAGCAAAGAACCAAAAACCUUGUUUUUAUUAAAAUGGCCGCAAAGUAAGACGUGAAAUAUUUUCAAGUCCGAUGUGUAUAUUUUUUAUAACGCAAAUUAAGACUAUAUUUAUUCAAAAGCUGUUCUGCAUUUUGCUGUGUAAAUUCAAUGUGAACGAUUUGUUCACGUUUUUCUGAUCGAACAACCCAUUUUUGCAGUUGUUUAUGAAAAGUGCAGUGUUAUUUAGAUUUAUUUUCGAUGUGAAGCACCAAUAGCAGUAGCUGCGGAGGAAAGAAAAAAGAGAAGAAUUAAUACAAAAUUUGUAUUCUUUUUUCUUCUGGUUGAAUUAGUGAGAAAGUGUAAAUGCUAUACAGCACAGAAUAAAGCUAAACGAUCUGAUAUUGAUGUUCUCCAGUGAAAAUAAAAAUUAAAAAAAAAACGAAUUCGUUUGUCUGUGCUGAACAAUAAAUGGGAAAUCAACUCAUUUUACAUUUAUUAAACAAAAGUCUGCAAGGGCUUUUGUCAAAUUCUCAUCUUUGUAUUGAUUACGAUCACAUCUAAACGAAGGAAAAAAAAGGACAACAAUUCAAUUGACAGGGACGUGACAAGUCCAAGCAUUGCUAAUCACAGUAAUCACACGCAAACAAAAAGGAUUUCUUUACGGAAACGUAAUGUUUAUGUAUGUCAUGGCCAAUGCUGAAACCGACAGGAGAAUCGACCACACAUACCUCCGCGAUGUAGGAGGCACUUUUUUCUCUAUUAAAUUCAUAGAUAAAAAUUUAUGCGUUACUUAGUUUAAAACCGAAGCAGAGGAAGAAGAAAAGAUACCAGGCAAGAAGUUAGAGAAGGAGAACGAUGAUACGUUCUAUCAUCAAAUAAAUGAAAUAAAACAACAAAAGUACGGAAUAAUUUGUCGAAAAUUUGGCCGUUAUAAAAGAGUAAUUUAAAUAAUUUGAAAACAAAAAAAUUAAAUAAUUGUAUGUGAAAGUGGUUUGGUAUUAAUGCAAUAUUCUAUACACAUAUUGACAAUUGAGAUUUAAAAAAAUUGAGUUCUUUUUUAUUGUGAAUAUGCGCAAACAAAAUUGGCUCAAAUAACCAUUCGGUGUAAGAAUUACAAUUUAUCACGUAAACAAAUUUUAUAAAGUGGCGAAGAAGCUGCAAAACACACAGUGAAACUAAUUUAUACAGAGACAGAUAGUUGUCUAAAGCUAGACACAAACACACACACAUGUAAAUAUAUGAUUUGAGUGAAAAGGUAGAAAGAUUGAGAAAUCUUUGUUAAAUUUAAACAGCUGAUACGCUAAACAAACAAAUCAGCGGGAAGGAGAAACGUAAAAAAAAAUAAUCUAAACGAUAUAGAAAAAUCAUUGGGCAAAAUUGAUUGAAAUGACUUCGCCAUCGUCGAGUAUUGUUGUUGUAGAUAAAAGUGGCUCAGUCGAUGCAAGUAAUUUGAUUCAGUCGUCACAACAUGUCCACCAAACGCAACACCAGCCCAUCCGAGCUCAACAGGUGAUCCUCAACGAAGAUUAUUUGAGUGGCGACAAUAUUGUUCGAGCUGGUAAUGUAAACUAUCUAAUACCGAUGCCAAGCUCAACGGCCCCAAUGCUGAAACAAUCGACGAUUGGCCAGCAUCCAAACUCAAAGGUUCACGUAAUCAGCAAUGUGACACUGGUGUCAAAGGCUGAUCAACCGCAGGCACAAACCAUCAAUUUUGUGAAUAGUAAGCAUGUGCAGCAAUCGGGUGGGCCCAUGGUGAGUCGGUCGUCGAUUACGAGUGGAAAUUAUGUAAAUAUAUCAACGAAAUCUCAGCUACAAAACAAACUGUUCAAGUCUCCAACAAUUACACAAAUGGAUCAACAAGCACAUAUUGUUUCGGGGCAACAGCAACCGGUUCAGCAGCAACACAUAAUUACCAAGCAUUUGAAUAACGCCAGUGCAAUAGUACAAAAAGUAAUACCACGAAAUAUUCUUGUGUCGACAAGUCGAAUUCAAAAUAAAAUUGAGCCAGCAACAAUUACACGAACAUCGACGCCCAUUGCACAGCAUCAAACAAAUCAGAUGUCCAACGUAAUCCAAAUACAAAAGCCGAACUCAAUUGCUAUCAAUAAAACGAAUAGUUUAAAUGUGAAUAAUGUUAAAAGUACAAAAGCAAAUCAACAAGCCAUUAAAUUGGUAAAUCAAACGGUGAUCGGUGGUGGUGGCGGUGCUGGUGGAGGAAUUACCAGUGGAACAAUCAAACAUGGAAACACAACCGCCGUUAAAACAAUAACUAGCACGGCAAUUAGUGCGAUAACGAAUCCGAAUGCCUUGCAGCAAAAGAAUCAAACGAAGACCACAUAUGGUGUACAGAACUCCAAAGCUCUACAUCAACAGCCUCAACAAAAGUCACAACUUUCCGUUGUUCAUAGCAAUAUUUCCACUCACAGCAGGAAUAAUAAUAACAAUAACAACAACACCAUCAAUGCAAAUACCAAAAUAGUGCAACACUCAGCUCCACGUACAAUAAUGUCCAUGAGCAAUAUGUGCGUUCAGCCAAAUGUUAUUGGACAAAAGCUGGCUACAUCUAAGGGUACACCCAUUACUAAAUACAUGGCGCAAACGAAUCCAAGCAUCUCGAACAUAAGCCAAACGCCCUGUAUAUCAACCGUACAGUAUCGAUCGAAUGAAAACUUGCAGGCCGGCGAUCAACGAGUUACAACAUAUCGAACGAUUCAACCAACGGAAGCACGACCAACAUCAACGGUGAAUAAAUCAGUCACGGUGAUAAAUCACCCAAUGAAUGUCAAUCCGGAAAGUAGUAGCCAUCAAUCUACAAAAAAGAAUUCCGAAUGGAAUCAAUUCCGCCAUAGGAAUGGGGUGGACAUUGGCAUUCAUGAAUUCCAAAGUUCUUCGGAUGUGAAUGUGAAAUCUUCAACGAUUCCAGGCUCCGUGGACGAUGUUAUUAUGGUGAAUGGGACCCAUAUGAGUGAGGAAAUGUCGGCACGCAUUCUGCAGAGUUUGUCACAAAAAGUCGUGUUCCAUUCCAACAACAGUGCAAACAGCAAUACCGCUGCAAGUAUUACACCCAAUCGAAAUGUACAACCAACCCCUUCGCAUCGAGUCACACAGUCCGUCUCACAUCGUGCGAUACAACCAGCACCCUUCAAAGCAGCUCAGACGUCUCGGAACUACACUGAAUAUGCAAACAAGAGCGGACCCGAGUACUUUCGCGUCAACACCUCAGACAUUCAGUCAACAACAUCAACAUUUGUGGACAAUAUACCUUUGGUGUCAGCCAGAGGUGACGAGAGCUAUUCAAAUACAAAUGAUUUAGAUGACGAUAUCAUUGGAGAAGAAGUGAGACCAAAGCCCAUCGAUAGCUCGAUGGAUUCCAGAAUGCAAGCAUUACAUGCAUUAUUGCAGGAUCACACAUACGUUCAGUGGCCGGUUGAUAAACAAACACAAUUGACGACCACAAGCGCAUCCUUUGCUCCGAGCAAGAGCACCACACAUUCGACUGGAGCGCCCGUUACAAAUUCAACGCCUAAUAAUCAAUCAGAGCCAUCCCCAUCAAGUUUGCUCUCCUCACCGUCAACUAAAUAUAAGCAAAGUACAACGAUCCAUGCGGCAGAAAACAUUGCGGCCGGAAACAGUGUUCCUAUGCCAAGUCAAACAACCUCUCCGAAUACACUCGCCAACAAAUACCAUCAACAAACGAAUACAACAAAUCUAAUACCCGGAUAUCCGUUCGGAUAUAAUGAUAUGAUGAAUAAAGACGAUGACGCAAAUUCGGCCAUCAGCAAUGGAUCGAGGAAUAAAUCGGAUAUUGAUCCAGGAGAGGAAACUGAAACGGCACCCGAAGCUGGCAAUGAAGAUGACUCUGUAACACGAUGCAUAUGCGAACUGACGCAUGAUGACGGUUACAUGAUAUGCUGUGAUAAAUGCUCCGUUUGGCAACAUGUCGACUGUAUGGGAAUCGAUCGACAGAACAUCCCGGAGGAAUAUAAAUGUGAAUUAUGCCAGCCGAGAACGAUCGAUCAAAACCGUGCACGGACAUUGCAACUAAUGAAACGCAAGGAGCAACAGAACUUUUUGAUGAUGAAACAAUCAAAUCAAGUGUCUGGUUUCCCAUUGGAUUCAAAUGUUUUACAAGCCACAAACUCAGGCGAUCGCUCGCAAUUGAAUGCAUUUUCAACGAUUGUUGCCAAUAAGAAGAAAGGAACGUUGUCGAUGAAAAGUCGCAAAGGUGACUUAUUCGGUACACCGAAUAGUAAGCGUAAGCGUAGUGAUUCUAGUCGUGGUGGUAGUAAGCGUCGAGAAUCGAAAAAAUCGCUGUCAAAGAGAAAGUCACAUUCAGGAUCCAGUUCAAAUACGACGACACCAGUGAAGCCGAGCGCAUCAUCUGCGGAUAGUGAUAAGCAAUCCACAAAUUUGCGACAAUGGAUCGAAAACUACGAGGCAGCAAUGACAAAUCAUUAUUCGCCCGAGCUACGUGCACGCUUGCAUUCCAUCACCAAGCAAGUGGUAUCGUCUACAUCGGUUGUGCCAAUGCUGAAAAAUAUCGGUUCGUUAGAUAACAAGUGCACAACAGUGCCACACGCUGGGGGAAAGAUCUUGAUUAGUACUCGUGAAAUAGCCCCAAAUAAUCCUGUGAUAGAAAUACGUGGAAAAUAUAUGCUGAGCAGCCAGUUCAAACCACAGCAACCAACUUCGCCAACAUCAGCGAAUGGAACGCGAAACUUUUCAAAAAUACAUCCUGGCCCAUUCUUGUUCUUCUAUCGAUUGCCAAACGAUGGCCCCGAGAUAUGCGUUGACACGAGGACUUAUGGAAAUGAAGCACGAUUUGUUCGGCGAUCGUGUCGGCCAAAUGCAGAAAUUGUUCACAGCAUUGAGAAGGGAACUCCACAUCUAUACAUUGUAUCGCUAAAUACAAUCCGCUCAAGCACUGAGAUAACAAUCAAACACGAACCCCAUGAUUUGGAGUCACUGGAACGUGGCGAGAUCAGCGCGCCAACGUCUUCGAUUUGUGGUUGUGGCUUAAUCAAAGAUUGUAUGUUUGGAGCUAAUAGUACGAGUCAAACUGCUCCACAGUCUAGCACGCCAACGUCAUCGAAGAAAUCGAAAAAACCCAACGGCCACGUUAAGGACAAAUUCUCUCAACUACGGAAAAAGAGCAAACUCGAUAAAGGAAAUCGGAAUCAACCAGAAGCAGCAUCACACAUUUCACCUGCUAUCGGUAGUAAUGCUGGCAUGCUAUCUCCAACUACAUCGAGAUCGAGCACAGACGAUGCGGAGAAAAUAAAAUCCAGUGAAAAUGCAUCAAUAAAAUCGCAUCCAUCACAAGAAAAGGUACAAAAAGAGCAAUCUGCUGAUAAAACCCAUGACAAACCACAUCGGAAGAAUAAUAAUAAUUCGAUCGAUGGGUUAUCGACCGUACCUGAUGAGAAACUAGAUCAAUCAUCCUCAUCAGGGAAACCAUUAGUAUCUGAUUCAAAAGGAAAAGAACCUAAUGCUGACUCAUCAACACCAUCAUCACCAUCUAAAAAUGAAAGCAAAAUCGAUGGAGCUCAAAACCGUUCAAUGAAAUCUCCACCCACAACGCCGAUAUCAGCGUCAAGUAUAAAAUCACCAUUGAGUAAAUCGGGUCACAAGAAGGCUGCAAGAAAGUCGACAUGUAGCUUAUCGGAAGAUACUGGUGAUGAAUUUUCGCACGUAGCAUCGGGUUCGAAAAGCGAUAAAGAAUCGAAAAAGACAGUUGAAAGUAAGAAACUCACGCGCGAAGAGCGAAAAAUGGAGGCAAUCGUACGAGCAUUUGAAAAAAUGGAAAAGACUGAACAACGGAAAAAUGAACAGAAAAAAGCGGGCUCAACUGCACUAACUAGUGGUAGCAGCUCAUCAAACAAAAAACGGAGUAGCUCUUCAUUUGGAAAAGAUGAUGAUAAAUUGAAGAAAUCCAACAGCCAGACGGGUAAGCGUAGGAGGAAACGUGGAAAAUCAUACAGUCAAUCGAGUGGUCAGAAACGAAGACGCAAUCGCUUCGAUUCGCACAAUUCGGAUGACGGUAAUACGUCGGAUGAAUCCAGCACACCGAUGCUGUCUCCAACGCGCUUGCACGAUUUGGAUCGGCAUCCGAGGACACCAAACGAACACCGUGAUAAAGGUGAUAAUAUGGCAGCUGGGCUGCUUUUAUCGCUGUCAAACUAUGGGCUAACAUCGGACAAAAGCAAUUGUUUUUCAUCACCUGAACGGUACAAUGCAACUAACAAAACAUCAUCGAACACGCCACCUUUCGCCGUAAGCUCUGCAUGUUUGCUAAUCGAAGCAGCUGUCGGACCGUUAGACAACGAUUUCAAGCUGCCAACGAAAACGAAAACUAAAAAAACCAUCAUGAACGAAUGGUUACACCAGAGUGACGGCACAACAUCUUUUUCAUCACACAAUGAUAGAGAACAAUUGUUAUCGCCAUCAACAUCGAUGGACAACUUCACGCAUGGUGACUCAAACAUUAAUAGCUAUUCGCACGAUGUACCACCAAGAAAUAUGAGUUUCGCUGCACAAAAAAUCGAAGAAUUCAUUCAUUUGACGUCUGGUGAACACAUAGACGAUGACGAAUGUUCAAAAUGGAGUGGAUCCCCAAUUUGUACAUCAUCCGAUGCUAUGACAGUACCAACGCCUUUGCCAACGCCACCGCUGCAGAUGGGCAGUUCUGUUAAGAAGCGCUGGCUUCGUCAAGCCAUUUCGGAAGAGUGUUCGGAUGAACUUUUAGCCAGCUCAGCCACAUCUUCGCCGCCAAAUGGGUUUAUGGCACCAUUGAAAAAGCGGCGGGUUGUUCGUCAAUGCUCCGACUUGAACUCAGAAGAUCUAGAAACAUCCGAGAGAGAGACUGAGAAAGUGCUUAAAGGGGAUACUGAAAAGGUGUUUCAAGAUGAUGAAACAAAGACGUGGAAUGAAACGGACGUUAAAGUUGAAUCCGAACAAGAUAAAAAAGUGGUCAAGAAUGAAAUUGAAGCUGAAGCUGAAGCUGAAGCUGAAGCUGAAGCUGAAGCUGAAACUGAAACUGGAAAUGAAGUGGACAUCGAACAGGAAUCUAAGCCGGAAGUAAGUGAAAAUAAUGCAACACUGGCGGAUAUUGAUAAAUUUGAGCCCAUUGAGUCUGAUGAGGACGAGGCAAUGUGUGAAAGAUUAGAAAUCAAAACUGAAGUUGACGAUAGUCAAGACAAAUCGAUGGAAACUGAAAGUUUUAAGCACGAAUCAAUUAGUGAGGACUCCAAAUCUCAAGAUGACGCUCAGAUGCCACCCAGCCCAGAUGAAGCCAAAGUGGAGGUGAAUAGUGAAGAUUUCAAUAUCGAAGACAGCAAACCAGAACAAAAAGACUUGGGCAAACAUUCUGAUUCGAUAAUACCCGAAGUGCUGCCCAAGAAUGAAAUCGAAGAUAUUCAACAAAAGUUGCAUUCAUUCCACAGUGAAAAUCUGAUGAUCCUGCAAUCACGGAAUAAGAAGCGUGCAUCUCGAGCUACAACACCAACGUCACUAGAUGAAAUAUCCAACAGUAAUGUUUGCUCAAAAGAGUCCUUGCUAUCGUCAUCAUCAUCUGGUAGCGAGAAUAUAGUGAAAAGUCGUAAAUUCAGUGUUGAUGAAAAUGAGUAUAAACGUGAACUACCCGCUAAAGUUCAGAACGAUGAUGAAUCUUCAUACAGUUCCUAUCAUUCGGCCUUAGUUCCACCACCAAAUCCAACUACCACAAAUCAGCCACCCACAGCGACAACGCACACUUAUUCGUCAUAUGCUUUGAACAGUGCACAUCGAAUUGAACCAAAUCAGUCGAUUCCAACCGCACAAAUAUAUCAAACACCACCACCACCAGCCAGUUUUCCAACCGUGAAUUCUCAACUCGCUCCAAAUAUGUCGACUUCGAACCCACUGUAUCAUUAUUUGGAAAAUCCCAAUCGGCCACCUGGUUUCAAUACGGCAUACAAUGCCUCACCUAUGUUUUCAAUUCAUACUAAUGUUCCACCGCCAACUCUGUUGAACAGCAGCAAUUACCUAACGAAAAGCUAUUCCACGUUAAGUGAACCAUCAACGCCGGUUGCUACUAUACCAAGCAAUGUCAGUACGCCACCAUCAUCUAGUAAUACGCCGUUAAAUCCAAAGGUGCUGUCACGUACACAGAGCGCUGAUCCCCGACUCAAUCCACAGAAAGAUCUUCCACCGGCUACGCCGAAACGAAAGCUAUCCAUUAAUGAAUAUCGCAAGCGCAAACAACUCACGAAUACGACGGAAAAGCCGAAAGUCGACAGUAGCGAAAGGACUGAAAGUCCAGCCGAAUCUGAUAGGCCCGCACAAACCGAAGACAAACCGAAAAAUGGCCUGUCCGUUGUGGAUGCCACCAAGGAAACAGUCUUUAGUCCGGCACCAACAUUAUUGGAAAUGCAACAGGAGAACCUUUCGAAAAGAUUGAAGUCUUACAAGAGUUUGCAUGGAAUAUCAUCACAGAUUGAUGCAACCACACCGACAGACACGGCGCUCGGAAAUGAAGUCUCCACAUCAAUCUCAGAAGCUUUGAAUGCAUCGAGUACCAACAGCAGCUUAACAUCAGUUUCAUCGCCAAAAUCCGAUUGCGAUUUCGAUGAAGCUGAAAUUACUGAUUCAAUUCCAACGCCUGAAAUGGAGAAGAAAGAGGCAUCGGUGUCGGCAUCGGCAUCAACCAGUGAACCUACUUCAUGCGCAAAUCCAAAUGAUGCAAAGGAGGAACAAAUCGAAUCAAGUGAAAAUGACUUUGACCUUGAACCUGCGGAACCACCACAAAGUGCGACUUUAGAUUCAACAAAGGCUUCAGCUCCACCACACAGCGAAGAUUAGGGUAUAUGCCUUAUAGAUAGAAGGCCAACAAUCAGUGCAGUGUCGAUAUGAUGACGUGCAAAAAAUGCGUUAAACCAACUACUAAAAUUAUUUCUGAAGUUGAUCUUAUAGAAAAUAGUCGGUUUUAAGUUAAUUGUGUUUUAGCCCGUUCCAAACAAAGAAUUCAUUUUAUUACAGAAUCAUUACUGUAAUGUUACACUUCAAAGUUUGACGGUCACACAUAGAACAACUAUAUUACUUUCAGUUUGAAAAUAAACCAUCUACUUAACCAAAAUUGCAUAAUGACACACUGAGUCAGAAAUUGCCCAAUGAUUGAUUGAGCGCUGCUGAUUAAUGGUGAUGAUGUGGUGAGCGAGUUCACAACCGAAACAUUUGUCCAUUUAUAGACAGAAUUAGAACAAACCAAAAAAAAAAACAAAAACAAAUGACAAACAAAAUCAUGGAAAUGAAUCACAGUAUUAUAUCACAACACAUUUUGCGUUAUUUUGGGUAAAAUAUAACAUUUGAAAAGCAAUAAUCACCUGAACAAAACGAUAGAAACAUAAGGAAACAAAUAAUCCAGUGAACAAAUUUCAGUUAAAAUCCAGUUACAAAUGGAAACACAUGUUUUUUUUUUACCUUUGAAUACGAAUUUUAUAUUAUUUAUUUAGUUAAUUUAUAAAGCAUUUUCUUCUCACUGA